Molecule: messenger RNA, 2202 nt
Organism: Callithrix jacchus (white-tufted-ear marmoset)
Lineage: Eukaryota; Metazoa; Chordata; Mammalia; Primates; Cebidae
Source: RefSeq, a predicted model, not a curated record
UGUGUUUACUGAGCGGGGCUUCGCAGGCUGGAGCUAAGAAUUUCCCAUAUGUGUAAUAGCCACAGCCUAAAUAUCCGGCAAUGAGUUUCGUAAUUCCCCAGUGCAGGCCUGGACAGUGUCUGGGUGGGGCCUGGAAGCCACUGGAAACAGCCAAAGCCAGGCAGAGCCCCAGGGCGAGAGGGGGGCAGGCAGGUGUGGUGUUGGGUGUGGCUUGGGGCGGGCUUGCACCCCCACACCCAAGUGAGCAGCCUCCUUGAUCCUCAGCCACAGGAGCCAGACCUGUGGAGCCCCAGCAGAGGCUGACCUGUGUCUCUUCAUCUCCCCAAGAAAGUUGCCCCCGACGUGAACAAGAUGGCCUGGUGGAAAGCCUGGAUUGAACAGGAGGGUGUCACAGUGAAGAGCAGCUCCCACUUCAACCCAGACCCUGAUGCAGAGACCCUCUGCAAAGCCAUGAAGGGGAUCGGGACCAACGAGCAGGCCAUCAUUGAUGUGCUCACCAGGAGGAGCAACGUGCAGCGGCAGCAGAUCGCCAAGUCCUUCAAGGCUCAGUUCGGCAAGGCAAGGGGAAGGCUGGACCUCACCGAGACCUUGAAGUCGGAGCUGAGUGGCAAGUUAGAGAGGCUCAUUGUGGCCCUUAUGUACCUGCCAUACAGAUACGAAGCCAAGGAGCUGCACGAUGCCAUGAAGGGCUUAGGAACCAAGGAGGGCAUCAUCAUUGAGAUCCUGGCCUCUCGGACCAAGAAGCAGCUGCAGGAGAUAAUGAAGGCAUAUGAGGAAGACUACGGGUCCAGCCUGGAGGAGGACAUCCAGGCAGACACAAGUGGCUACCUGGAGAGGAUCCUCGUGUGCCUCCUGCAGGGCAGCAGGGAUGAUGUGAGCGGCUUUGUGGACCCGAGACUGGCCCUCCAAGACGCACAGGAUCUGCAUGCAGCAGGAGAGAAGAUUCGUGGGACUGAUGAGAUGAAAUUCAUCACCAUCCUGUGUACACGGAGUGCCACUCACCUGCUGAGAGUGUUUGAAGAGUAUGAGAAAAUUGCCAACAAGAGCAUUGAGGACAGCAUCAAGAGUGAGACUCACGGCUCACUGGAGGAGGCCAUGCUCACCGUGGUGAAAUGCACCCGAAACCUCCACAGCUACUUUGCAGAGAGACUCUACUACGCCAUGAAGGGAGCAGGGACACGUGACGGGACCCUGAUAAGGAACAUCGUUUCAAGGAGCGAGAUUGACUUAAAUCUUAUCAAGUGUCACUUCAAGAAGAUGUAUGGCAAGACCCUCAGCAGCAUGAUCAUGGAAGACACCAGCGGGGACUACAAGAAUGCCCUGUUGAACCUGGUGGGCAGCGACCCCUGAACAGAAGAACAAGAGCAAAGGCCACAAAGCCAGAGCCUCCAGGCCUCCUCACUCGACCUCAGCCAUGGACGGGAAUUGGGUGUCGGGGGGCCCGGGCUUUCAAUCUUCUAUUUCCCUAUUUCCAGUGCUUUCCAGCUGGGUUUCUGAGCCAGAGGGUGGAACCAGCCUGGACUCCUCUUCCCAGCUUCCCCCAGGUCAUUUCCCAGUGUGAGCACAAUGCCAGGCUUAGCAUUUCUGCAGUCCAUCAGGUGCCUCGGCAUGAGGGGCCUGCGGGCUUGUGGGUCAUCCCCUCCUCCCUGCACAGGAUCCUCCCAAGCUGAUCACAGAAUCUUCUGGACACAGGUUAUGCAGACCCCAGCCCCACUCCCGUCUACUGAAACAGGGUCUCCACACGAGGGGUCAGGGAAUAUGGGUUUUAAAUAAGCAUCUUGCUGAUACGCUUCUCUAUCAGGCACCCAGAGAGCUGGCUGGGAGCCCUUUUGUUUCAGAACAUACAUCCCUCAGCAGCUGAGAAACAAACACGUAUCCAUCCCAAACGGGAUGCCAUAACAUUCGUCUAAAAAAGUGAGGCUCUAUAUGGACGAGAAAUUCUCUCACCAUCUUAAUAACAAAAUAAGCUACAAAUUAAUGUUAUGACCCAAAGACACUGUUUCCUAAGAGGAUUGGGCACCCCUGGUCACUGGCCAGGUCGGCUGCCCUGGCCUUGCACCCCUCCACAUGCAGCACAGGAGGGCAUGGCCAUGCCCUGAGCACAACUCUUGUCCCCACUGAACGGCUGAGACUGGGUACCUGGAGACUCUGAGGUGCCUUUGCUGUGGCUUUCAUAAUAAUAAAGAUUUGUAUUCAAAUCAA